AUGCUGCUCAAGCUCCUGCAGCGACAGACCUACACGUGCCUGUCGCACCGCUACGGGCUCUACGUGUGCUUCGUGGGCGUCGUCGUCACCCUCGUGUCGGCCUUCCAGUUCGGGGAGGUGGUUUUGGAGUGGAGUCGUGAUCAGUACCAUGUUUUGUUUGAUUCAUACAGAGAUAAUAUUGCCGGAAAGUCCUUCCAGAAUCGGCUCUGUCUGCCCAUGCCAAUUGAUGUGGUGUACACCUGGGUGAAUGGCACUGACCUUGAACUACUGAGGGAACUGCAGCAAGUCAGAGAGCAGAUGGAAGAGGAGCAGAAAGCAAUGAGGGAAGUCCUUGGGAAAAACACAACUGAACCAACUAAGAAGAGUGAGAAGCAGCUGGAGUGUCUGCUGACACGCUGUGUCAAGGUGCCAAUGCUUGUCCUGGACCCAGCACUGCCAGCCAACAUCACCCUGAAGGACCUCCCAUCUCUCUUUCCUUCGUUUCAUUUGGCCAGUGACAUAUUUAAUGUAGCAAAACCCAAAAAUCCUUCUACUAAUGUCUCUGUGGUGGUUUUCGACAGCGCCAAAACUGUUGAAGAUGCCCACACUGGGAUACUUAAAGGAAACAGCAAACAGGCAGUUUGGAGGGGCUACUUGACGACAGACAAAGAAGUCCCUGGGUUAGUGCUAAUACAAGACUUGGCUUUCCUGAGCGGAUUUCCACCAACAUUCAAAGAAACAAAUCAACUCAAAGCAAAAUUGCCAGAAAUUCUUUCUUCUAAAAUAAAGCUGUUGCAGUUAUAUUCAGAAGCCAGUGUGGCACUUCUAAAGUUGAAUAACCCGAAAAACUUCCAAGAAUUGAAUAAGCAGACUAAGAAGAACAUGACCAUUGAUGGAAAAGAGCUGACCAUAAGUCCUGCCUAUUUACUCUGGGAUCUGAGUGCCAUCAGCCAGUCUAAGCAGGAUGAAGACAUUUCUGCCAGCCGCUUUGAAGACAACGAGGAGCUGAGGUACUCACUGCGCUCUAUCGAGAAGCAUGCACCAUGGGUCCGGAACAUUUUUAUUGUUACCAAUGGGCAGAUUCCGUCCUGGCUGAACCUUGACAAUCCUCGAGUGAAAAUUGUCACACACCAGGAUGUUUUUCGAAAUUUGAGCCAUUUGCCAACAUUUAGCUCACCUGCUAUUGAAAGUCACAUCCAUCGCAUUGAAGGGCUGUCGCAGAAGUUCAUCUACCUGAAUGAUGAUGUCAUGUUUGGGAAGGAUGUCUGGCCUGAUGAUUUUUACAGCCACUCCAAAGGUCAGAAGGUUUAUUUGACGUGGCCAGUUCCAAACUGUGCUGAGGGCUGCCCAGGCUCAUGGAUCAAAGAUGGCUAUUGUGACAAGGCCUGUAAUAACUCGGCCUGCGACUGGGAUGGGGGUGAUUGCUCUGGUAACAGUGGAGCAAACCGCUAUGCCCCGGGAGGUGGGGGCACCGGCAGCAUUGGCAUUGGCCAGCACUGGCAAUUUGGAGGUGGCUUAAGUGGUGUCACUUACUGUAAUCAAGGAUGUGCAAACUCCUGGCUCGCUGAUAAGUUCUGUGACCAAGCCUGCAAUGUUUUGUCCUGUGGUUUUGAUGCUGGUGACUGUGGACAAGAUCAUUUUCACGAAUUAUAUAAAGUAACUCUUCUCCCAAACCAGACUCAUUAUGUUAUUCCAAAAGGUGAAUACCUACCUUAUUUCAGCUUUGCAAAAAUAGCCAAAAGAGGAAUCGAAGGUGCCUAUAGUGACAACCCAAUCAUUCGGCAUGCUUCCAUUGCCAAUAAGUGGAAAACCAUCCACCUCAUAAUGCACAGUGGAAUGAACACAACCACGAUACAUUUCAACCUCACAUUCCAAACAGCAGACAACAGUGAGUUCAAAAUCCAGAUAACAGUUGAGGUUGACACCAGAGAGGAACCCAAGCUGAAUUCUACAGGCCAGAAGCCCUACCAGGAUUUGCUCAGUCCUGAAGUGACCAUGCACCCAGAAGGGGAAGUCCUAUUGGAGGAUAUUCCUGAAGAAAAACGCUUCCCCCAGGUCAGGAGACGUGGUGGUGCAAAUGCUACACAGAGUUUGCAGGAGGAGGUGGAAAUUCCUCCAGUUAAUGUUUCCCUCCUGCCCAAAGAGGUGCAGGUAAGGCUCAGCACCUUGGACUUGCAGCUGGAAAUUGGAGACAUCACUGUGAAAGGUUACAACGUGUCCAAGGCAGCCUUGCUGAGGUCAUUUUUGGCACAGUCUCCUGAGGCCAGAGGAGCUACCAAGAGAAACAACAGCUUGAAGAUUCCCCUGGAAAAGCAGGUCCCCCAGAACAUCACAUCAGAACGAUUUCAGAGGUUGGCUUUUCCCUCGGUGGCAGGUCAGGCCAAUGGCUACCACUACAGUCACACUCCAUCUGCAGUCUUGGAAACCCAACCAAGGUUUAGAGUGGAAACACUAGUGCAGAAAGUAGGAGGUGGCAGCCUGCAGAAAGAGAACCCCCUUUCUCUGAGUGAGCCCCUGGGAAAUCAUGAGGCCAGAGACAGUAAGGUCACAUGGAGACAACAAGAAGAAAAUGAACCUGAAGGUGUGACAGGAGAUAGAAGGGAUGCACCCCGGAUGUCAUUGGGGAGAAAACUGCAGUAUCACACUGAUGGUUACCUGGGCUUUUUGCCAUGGGAGAAGAAAAAGGUUUUCCAAGCCCUUCUUUCUGAGCAAGAUUCACUGGAGACACAGUUGGCGUACUUGACCAAUAGCAGACGUACCAGGAGGCAACUGAAAGAUACAUUUGCAGAUUCCCUUCGAUAUGUCAAUAAGAUUCUUAAUAGCAAGUUUGGAUUCACAUCUCGGAAAGUUCCUGCACACAUGCCCCAUAUGAUCGACAGAAUAGUUAUGCAAGAGCUGCAAGACAUGUUCCCUGAAGAAUUUGACAAGACAUCCUUUCACAAAGUGCGCCAUUCUGAGGAUAUGCAGUUUGCCUUCUCUUAUUUUUAUUAUCUCAUGAGUGCAGUUCAGCCACUGAAUAUAUCUCAAGUUUUUGAUGAAGUUGAUACAGACCAGUCUGGUGUCUUAUCUGAUAGAGAAAUCCGAACUCUGGCAACCAGAAUUCACGACCUGCCUUUAAGUUUACAGGAUUUAACAGGCCUGGAACACAUGUUAAUAAAUUGCUCAAAAAUCCUUCCGAGUAAUGUCACUCAACUAAACAACAUUCCACCAACUCAGGAAGCAUACUAUGACCCCAAUCUGCCUCCAGUCACCAAAAGCCUGGUCACCAACUGUAAGCCGGUAACUGAUAAGAUCCACAAAGCAUAUAAGGACAAAAACAAAUAUAGGUUUGAAAUCAUGGGAGAAGAAGAAAUUGCUUUUAAAAUGAUUCGCACCAAUGUUUCUCACGUGGUUGGCCAGCUGGAUGAUAUAAGGAAAAACCCCAGGAAGUUUGUUUGCCUGAAUGAUAACAUCGACCACAAUCAUAAAGAUGCCCAAACAGUGAAAGCGGUUCUCAGGGACUUCUAUGAAUCCAUGUUCCCAAUACCAUCCCAGUUUGAACUGCCACGAGAGUAUCGAAAUCGUUUCCUUCAUAUGCAAGAGCUGCAGGAAUGGCGGGCAUAUCGAGACAAACUGAAGUUUUGGACCCAUUGUGUACUAGCAACAUUGAUUAUGUUUACAAUAUUCUCAUUUUUUGCUGAGCAGUUGAUUGCACUUAAGCGGAAGAUAUUUCCCAGAAGGAGGAUACAGAAAGAAGCUAGUCCAGAUCGAAUCAGGGUAUAGAAGAUGUUCAUUGGAAAAUCAUCUACCUCAGCAUUCACUGAGCACGUAAAA
This is a messenger RNA of Suncus etruscus (white-toothed pygmy shrew), 3792 nucleotides long. RefSeq names its product N-acetylglucosamine-1-phosphate transferase subunits alpha and beta (gene GNPTAB). Lineage: Eukaryota; Metazoa; Chordata; Mammalia; Eulipotyphla; Soricidae. The record is from RefSeq and is a predicted model, not a curated record. The transcript is spliced from 21 exons. Gene Ontology annotation, biological process: carbohydrate phosphorylation; N-glycan processing to lysosome. Gene Ontology annotation, molecular function: UDP-N-acetylglucosamine-lysosomal-enzyme N-acetylglucosaminephosphotransferase activity; calcium ion binding. Gene Ontology annotation, cellular component: Golgi apparatus. The coding region runs from base 1 to 3741 and encodes 1246 amino acids.